AUGGACAUGCUUCGUCAGGCAAAUAACGUCCCCGAGUCCAUGGCCACAUCAAUUUCCUCGUCCGGCUCCGUCCAGCACACUCCAAGAAGACCAAAAGUCUGUAGGGGUUGUUACAAAAAUGCCACUCUUUGGCAAGUAAAAUCAGAUACGUCGAUUAAUAAGGGCAAAUGGUUUUGGACAUGCCCCGUUAAAAAUUUUGAUUACCAAUGCCGCUUUUUUCACUGGGCAAGUGAUAGUGAAGUAGAUGAAUACUUUAGAUCCCAAGCCAUCGAAUAUGAAUCUGAGGAUGCUACACUUUCGCAACAAACAAUCAAUG
Dentiscutata heterogama is the source of this 316-nucleotide messenger RNA. Lineage: Eukaryota; Fungi; Glomeromycota; Glomeromycetes; Diversisporales; Gigasporaceae. The record is from the annotation of a GenBank genome assembly.